ACCAGUCUUGCAGCAGCAGUGCCGGGGUCCAGACACACUCCUGGACGCAGGACAGCGGUGUACAUGUGCAAGGGUGAAAGGCAAGACAGUGAAAGUGCUGACUGAGCGCGAAAUGAGUUAUGAAAUACUGCGGUGGCGAUGAGGCGGCGCGCCGGGGUGCAUGACUGUCACGCUAACUCGCCAGCACUGUUGAUGGGCGGUCUUCUCGGCCAUACUAACCGUUGACCACCACUCUAAUACGUGGAAGGACGUCACUUUUCAUUAGGGGCUUCACCCCCUCCCCCCGCCCCCGACGAAAAACACGCUACACCUGAAGGUGAGGCGUUCGUGUGUGUUGACGCGGCGCCACGUGGUCGUCACGCUCUCACGCCCGCUCACCUGCCGCCCGGCGUGCACCGCCCACACAUCACCUCCUUCAGGCGAGGCUCAACCCGACCAAGUCUCCCGUCAAUCCGGCCGUCAACCCAGCACUGCAAGGAGCCGCAGUCCCUCACCUUUUACCUACGAGGAAAGAGACCUGCUGACCUGUAAGGGCGUGGUCUGGCCCGGAUCUCGGAGGCUGGAGGACCUACAUACAUACACACGAAUACACAUACACACGUACAUACUCGGCCAAGCUCAGGUCCAGGUGUGGCUGUGGCCCAUUUAGUGAAGCUGCUGACCCGCCGUGGCGGACUCGAGGCCGUCCAGAUCAAUCCCCCGGUGCCCUCGCAAUGCAGUGUCAUAAUGUGUAGCUAACGGGACUGAGAAGAAAGUGGACGUGUUCCUGCCGAGUGUGCCCCGAUCUGUGUCCGUCUGUGUUCCCGCAACCCCUGACAAGUCUAUUUUAGUUUGGACGAAAACACGCAUCUAUACGGGUGCUUCAGCUUCCAUACCCAAGGCGUUCUACUGCGUCCCCAUUCACACGUGUCCUUGAAGUGAACGGACAAUUAAAGCCUUACCAAGGACACUCAGCAAAACCCGAGUAAGCGCGGGAGGAAGGCGGGGCGUGGGGGCGCCGGCCCAGCAUGGGAUGGAGGCACUCAACUCGACCGUGUGUGAUGCGGUCCGCAGCCACCUCAGCGCGUGUGACACAGCCAUGGCCAUGGGCAGGACGGAGCCGUGGGUUACCCUGGUGGUGGCGGUCUGCGUGCUGUGCGGAGAGACGGAGGCGAGCGCCGCGGCCAGGCGUCAAGCCUACUACGACAAUGAACUCCUCAGCGACAACUUCCAAGUGGGCCGCUCCCUGAACCUGAUGCCUCGCUACGGCUUCCUCACGCUGUCCAUUAAAGUUUUCUCUAAUCGCGGCGACAACAACUGGCUCUUCCGGGAGAACACUGUCGAGGUGUUCGAGAAGAAUUCGUACUGGUCACGCCACACCCCCGUGAGGCCCGCUGCCCCGCCGCCGCCGCCCCCGCAGAACCCAGACAACCCAGAAGACUCGCCAAGCACCACGCCGGCCCCUUCCCAGACCCCGCGACGACCUUACGACCCACACUUCCUCAUCGACUUCUGUGACAACGUGCGGGACUUGCUCGUGGCUUACUUCGAUAACUUCUACAUCGAGGGCGUGCCGGAGCCCCACCGUGCCUUCACCAGCUCCAUCUCCCUCAAGGCCACCGCGCAGCACCUCGGCAUCCAUCAGACUUACCUCAGCUCAGAGUAUUCCUUCGUGCUGGUCAGGCUCUUCCGCCGCAGCAGACGGGCGACGCUAGCGGGCCACUUGGCACUCACGGGCAGCUUCAAGAGUGCCGUGGGCCGCAUCCGUGUUGGCUCCAUGGAAUCGGUGAAUCAGUUCCUGGACCAGUACGGGACCCACGUGAUCACCGAGUACGAGGUAGGUGACGUGCUCUACCAAGUGUACGUCUUCGGCAACAGGACCUACUCGGACUUCAAGAACAACUUCGCCAUGAGCCAGAGCAGUGAGAAUGAGCUGAUGAGGAUGGAACGCUACUUCACACCCUCCCAUGCCUUGCACAUUGGACGGGUCAAGUUGGCUUCAGGCAACCCUGAGUUUGAAGUGACAAUAAGGAGGGAGCUCUUGAAGAUCACGGUUUUCCGCAUCUACCACAGCAUCUUCAUGAUCUUCAAGAACAAAGAGCUGGAGAAGCGCCUGGAGCAGCUGGACGGUGAGGUGAUACUGGGCCUGAAGCUGGAGAAGAUCACCAAGAUUGUCCCCAAGUCACCAGAACGACACUGGCUUGGUGAGAUCCUGGACAAUGUUCUUUCUCUCUUCUAUGUGACAAUGUGAACAGAAUGAGACACUGCAGGAUGGGGAAAAAUGGCCAAGGCAGAGAAUGACCAAUGAAAUAAACAAGAUAAAUGAGGCAACAAUGAAGCAGGAUUGGCAAGAUGAGAGGAAAUCAGAUAAAUGUGAAGGACACAGGCUUGCUAAUAAUGCAUGGUGUGAAAAAUUAUAUGCUGGCAAAGAACAAGGAAAAACAAAUAUGUGUGGAACAACCAAAAACCCGGUGAUGGAAAAUGGACCUAGGUGAAAAUAAUGAGAAAAAGAAAAUGACCUAGAAUUAAAUGAGAGAUGAAAACAGGUGGUGCAAAGAAAAAAUAGUAACCUACAACUGAGAUGGCUUAACUGUAGGAAACUUCACUUGGGACUGAAUGUUGAGGAUGUUGGAGAUUUGCUAGUGCAGAUAAACAUAUAAUAAAAGAAGUAUAUCCACCCAAGUGCUUGUGUUAAGUGCCUCGGCUCCUCUUCAAAACACCUCUCACUGCACGCUUGUUCUGUAUCAGCCUUCCAAGUGCACACAGUGUGGAGGACAGUGUCUGAGAGGGGCAGUUGCUGAGUGUACAAAUAUCCGCUUUUAAAGGAUAUGAUCUAUUUUUAGUAUCUGAAGUUCCUAUUGCUCUAUUGUCUGAGUGAAAGGUUUAUUUCUAUACGUAUUACAAUUAUGGCUUUGCUGCUGAACAAUACUGUUGACUAUUUUCUAUAAUUAAAAGAAAAGCUUCUAAAUAAAUAGUACAAAACAAGA
Eriocheir sinensis (Chinese mitten crab) is the source of this 2966-nucleotide messenger RNA. It is a transcript of the gene tsl, whose product is annotated as torso-like protein. Lineage: Eukaryota; Metazoa; Arthropoda; Malacostraca; Decapoda; Varunidae. The record is from RefSeq and is a predicted model, not a curated record. The coding region runs from base 1013 to 2230 and encodes 405 amino acids. The transcript has 6 exons.